Lates calcarifer (barramundi perch) is the source of this 3232-nucleotide messenger RNA. It is a transcript of the gene plekhg2, whose product is annotated as pleckstrin homology domain containing, family G (with RhoGef domain) member 2. The transcript has 15 exons. NCBI's taxonomy places the organism in Eukaryota, Metazoa, Chordata, Actinopteri, Centropomidae. Bases 682 to 2505 code for a protein of 607 amino acids. Gene Ontology annotation, molecular function: guanyl-nucleotide exchange factor activity. The record is from RefSeq and is a predicted model, not a curated record.
CGUCAGUGUUUUACGUCAUACCUGCAGGUGUAACCAAUCAGCUGAACAGCGUUAAUUAACUUCAAUUAAGGUCACCUGUGGAGCGGAGUCCACGCGCUUCAUCAGCUCAGUUUCUUAGAAAGAGUCUCAGUCUCUCUCUCUCUCUCUCUCUCUUUCUUCUCUCUCUCUCUGAUGGUUUUUGGACCUCCCUCUCUCCCACCUCCCUCACCCUCCCUCCCUCCCUCUGCAGCAGCAGCAGACGGGGUCUCCGCCGCCCGGAGCUCAUCUCUCCCAAAAACCACCGACUCUCAUCCUUCACCGGGAGAUUCACUCCGCUCACACUUUUUAUCGCUGUUUCCUGAACGUCUCUCUCCUGGAUCCAGAGAUCACAUGAAGAUCUUUCCGGACAGAUGUUGGAUGGAUUCUCUCUCUUUAACUUUCUUUGGCUUUUUGUUUUUUUUGGUGCGUAAAACAAGUCGGUUAGUGGACGAACCGGAGGACUGAGAGCUGUCGGAGCUCGUGUUGGUGAGAGAGGAAAAGUCGUUCGAGUGUUUUUGGAUCCAAUGCGUCCGGAGCGGCCGGUUCAAGAGCAGGAACCCGACCGGAGACCGACAGAGACGGAGGAAGGCAGGAGCUGAGACCUUACAUGUCUCCUCUCUCCACCGGCACCGAGGUUUCUACUUCCUGUGACAUCAUCACACCAUGCCUGAGGGGUCACGACGUGGCAGCCAGCGAUCGCCCAGUACCACAGCUGCCAAACGUCCCUCCUCAGUCUCGUCUCUGAGUGGGAUUGUGGGUAGGAUGAUGUCGUCCGGCGACCGCGGAGCCUCGUCCUCCUCCUGCACCUCCGUCAACACCGUCUGCUCGGACGGCGAGCGCCCCGCCUCCCUCUCCCUCUCCUCCUCUGCCUCCUCGGUCUCCCUGCAGGAUGCCUCCCACUCCUCCUCUUCCUCCUCCUCCUCCUCCUCUUCCUCGCUGCCGUACGGCGCCGUGCCGACCUACAACACCUCCUUGUCGUCCUCGUCGUCCUCCACGCCGAAGAGGAAUGGCUCGGACAUCAGCCUGGACCUCACUCCCCUCGUCGCACCACAUGGAGGAGGAGGAGGUGUUGGGGUUUGUAUUGCCAGGGCGACAGGAGGAGGACACGCCCCUAAUGGACAUAUAGCCAAUGCGAUGGCGGUGGCGGCGGCGGCGGCCACACCCCGGCAGCUGUCCCGGCUGGAGAGAGUCGUGAUGGAGAUCGUAGAGACGGAACAAGCCUACGUCAGAGAUCUGAAGAGCAUCGUGGAGGACUAUCUUGGCUGCAUCAUCGACUGUGGAGCUCUACCAUUGAAACCCGAGCAGGUCAGCUCUCUGUUCUGCAACAUAGAGGACAUCUACGAAUUCAACAGUGAUCUCCUGGAGGAUCUGGAGAGGAGUCCUCACGCUGCAGCCAUUGCCGAGUGCUUCGUGGAAAGGAGUGAAGCCUUUGACAUCUACACACUCUACUGUAUGAACUACCCCAACUCGGUGGCAGUACUGAGGGAGUGCAUGAAAAACGAAAGUCUGGUUCGUUUCUUCCAGGAGAGACAGACGACUCUGAACCAUUCGUUACCUCUGGAGACGUACCUGCUCAAACCAGUGCAGAGGAUCCUCAAAUACCACCUGCUACUACAGGAACUUUCCAAGCACUUCGACAAGAGCGCCCCAGGAUAUGAGGUGGUCGAGGACGCCAUCAUCACCAUGACUGCGGUCGCCUGGUACAUUAACGACAUGAAGAGGAAACAGGAACAUGCCGUACGGCUGCAGGAGAUCGAGUCGUUGCUGGUGAACUGGACCGGGCCAGACCUCAGCGGGUUUGGAGAGCUGGUGCUGGAGGGUUCCUUCAAGGUGCACAGGGUGAAGAAGGAGAGAGCAUUCUUCCUGUUUGACAAGAUGCUGCUGAUUGCCAAGAAGAGGCUGGAGCAGUUCGUCUACAGCACGCAUAUAUUCUGUUGUAACCUGCUGCUCAUUGAGACGCUGAAGGAUCCGCUGUGUUUCAAAGUGUCCGACCAGACGAUUCCCAAACAGCAGCACAUCGUCCAGACAAAGAACCAGGAGGAGAAGAGACUGUGGGUGCACUACCUCAAGAGACUGAUCGUAGAAAACCAUCCUGCUUCACUCCCACAGAAGGCAAGACAGGUCCUCGGAGACAACUUCUGUCAAUCUCCUCAGUUCGACCAUGAAAACCUGAAGAAGUCGUCCGCCUCGCCACGGCUGGACGACAUCCACGGCUAUCACAGAGGCAGACGCCAAUCAGGUCAGGAGCCUCCAGAGCUGCUGAUGUACACACCUGAGAAAUCCAGGAAGAGUCUGCCACUACUGCUGGAGGGAAACCUACCGUACAGACGCACCAGGAGACAGUCAGCUCCAGCUAAAGACAUCGAAGCAGCAUUUCAUCCCAACGGUGAGAACGUUUCUGAGUCAACUUCACAUUUUGAUACUCAUGAGGUGGUUUCUAUUGAAAUCUUUAACAUUCACAAGAUUUUUGGGAUCAAUAGGACCUGAUUAGUAUAAAAACCAAACCAUGUCUUUGAAGAGGAAAUAGUUUUUGACAAAAAAGGAAGUCGGCAUCUGGGGACAAUGGGUUUAUUUUACUGUAUAACAAAGUAAAGUCAUCAGUGUUUAAAACUGUUUAUUUCAGCACCUAAACUGCAAACAAUGCAGCACAUCUGAAAGCCUAAUGAUUCGUCAGUGUUUUGUAACUCAAAUGUUACUGAGCAGAAAAGAACAUGUUUCAACCAUAAACUCUGAUUCUCUGAUAUUUUUAUCUGGAUCUCGGCUAUAGAAUGUGACAGAGAUUGACACCAUCUUGUUUUUACACUGUUGAGUGCAUCAUGAUUUUGUUAAUACUAGACUGCACAAAAAAGUGUCAGCUAACAAGGAAAACCAUAAGAAAGUUAUACUUUCUUACUGUUUUGCUGCAGCAAACAAAAAACAUAAUGUCACUGUAUGAGGACACAGGGUCUCAGGAGUUUAAUCUGCUGGUUUGUUACAUAACAUUUUGGUCUCUUUGUUCUUUGGGGGCAAAGAUCAGCAGAACAGGCUGAACUGAUCAAAUAAGCGAAUAUUUUGCAAUGGCUUAUUUUUGUUGUGGUGUGGUUGCCAAGUGAUUUAGUGCCUGUCAAACAAUAAUUACGCAUUGCUAACAUCUCUGUCUCUCUGCCUCUAAAUCUCUCCACCUGUCACUCUUCUUCUCGUCACCCUCUGCUGACUUUCCCACCAUCCGGGAAUC